AAGGCGAGGCCGGGCUGCCGCGGCUGCUUUCGCUUUCGGUGCGCCUGGAAGAGACGGGGUGGCGGCGAUGGCGCUGCAGGACGUGUGCGGGCUGUCGGGCGGCCCGGCCGGGGAGUGGGGCUGCAGCGCGCCCGGGGCUGCUUGGGCGGCGUCGGGCGGCGUCGGGCAUUACGCCUUCGGGGCGCGGAAGGCCCGCAUCGCCGUGCCCCGCGGCAGGCAGCCAUCUGAGUUCUUGCAGACCCACUGCAAUGGCAGUGAAGACGGGCACCGGAUCGAGCUUGCGCAUGGCACCACCACCCUAGCAUUUACUUUCCAGCAUGGGGUCAUUGUGGCCACGGACUCCCGGGCAUCGGCUGGCAAAUAUAUCUCCACUCUGCUUUUUAACAAGGUGAUUGAGAUCAAUCCUUACCUCCUGGGCACCAUGUCUGGAAGUGCCGCGGACUGCCAGUACUGGGAGCGGCUCCUUGCCAAACACUGCAGGCUGUAUUACCUGCGCAACAAGGAACGGAUCAGCGUCUCGGCUGCCUCCAAGCUGCUGGCCAACAUGCUGGCAGAGUACCGGGGCAUGGGGCUCUCGGUGGGCAGCAUGCUGUGCGGGUGGGACAAAAAGGGCCCUGGUCUUUACUACAUAGACGACAACGGGGUACGCCUGUCGGGGCCUCUCUUUUCUACGGGAAGUGGAAACUCGUAUGCUUACGGCGUGCUGGACACUGGAUACAGCCCUGAUCUCAGCGUGGAGGAAGCCUACGACCUCGGCAGGCGGGCCAUCUCUUACGCCACCCACCGUGAUGCCUACUCUGGCGGGGUGGUCAACAUGUAUCAUAUGAAGGAAGACGGCUGGAUCCGGGUUGGACGCACCGAUGUCUCCCUGCUGCUUGACCAGUACGCAGAGGCCAAGAAAUGAGAGAGAACGGACCAAGAACCGUACACGUCAGGUUCUUUACGCUCAGGGCAAAGGAGAAAAGGGACUGGUGCCCCGUGAUGACGGGGGCCACAAUAAAGAGACCUUGA
Messenger RNA from Eublepharis macularius, 1011 nucleotides. RefSeq names its product proteasome 20S subunit beta 8 (gene PSMB8). Gene Ontology annotation, molecular function: threonine-type endopeptidase activity. The record is from RefSeq and is a predicted model, not a curated record. Lineage: Eukaryota; Metazoa; Chordata; Lepidosauria; Squamata; Eublepharidae. Gene Ontology annotation, cellular component: proteasome core complex. The transcript has 6 exons. Bases 68 to 904 code for a protein of 278 amino acids.